CCCGAUUUCUGUUCUCACGUGCGAAGCGUGCUUGGAUGACCAUCUCCUUUAUACGAGCAGGUGGCAAACACAGUUGCAUCGUCUCGAGGGCUUGGUAAUUUCUUCAGAAUCUAACAAGAGUUCUCCAUGUAGCUCAUCAUCAGCUCCCAAUUUUUUCGUGGAUCUCGUAUCAGGUGUUGUGUGCCGUUUCUUCUUCAGUGGUGUUGCUAUCUUAGACAAGAUGGCAGCAUCACAAAAUGUUGAGUUGGAAGCAGCGAAAUUUCUGCACAAACUUAUUCAAGAAUCUAGAGAUGAGCCAGCAAAAUUGGCUACGAAACUCUAUGUGAUACUGCAACACAUGAAAUCAAGUGGGAAAGAGCAUUCGAUGCCAUAUCAAGUAAUUUCGAGGGCCAUGGAGACUGUCAUCAACCAACAUGGUCUUGAUAUUGAAGCUUUGAGGGCAUCACGCCUUCCUUUGACUGGUGGAACUCAGAUGGGCGAUUCUUCAACUGCACAAUAUGCAGUUGCAGGUUCUUCCAGCGUUGUUGGUGCUGGUAAAGAUUCCAAAAUGGGUAUAUCUGGAAGUGAGAUGUCUAAAAGUAGCCCACUGGCUUCAAGCAAGCCGCCUGUUGGCCCAAGUAGUACAGAUCACGACUAUUAUCCAGGUUCUGCAACUCAUCGGAGUGGUCAAUCUUUUGAUCAAGAAAGUCCAUCUAGUUUGGAUUCAAGGUCUGCCAACUCACAGUCACAAGAGAAGCAUGAUUCAGUGAAUUGGGCCAAGCAAUUAAAUGAUAAGGAUGGUAAAAAGGGCAGCAAGAAGAGGAAGAAGGUGGAUACAUCAGUUGUGGAGCCACCUAGCGACAAUACUCAUCAACUUGAUACACGCAACUCAUUGGUUAAUUCUAGGAAUGUAAAGACGAACAGGGUUGAACCGACGGCAUAUCUAGCUAAAGGAGGCAAUAUUGAGCAGGUAAAGCAUGGAUUGACCAAAGCUACAGAAAAGCCUAUUGACCCUCAAUUGUAUUCUGUAAACCGCGGUGAUGGGACAUCUACCUCCAAUGAAAAAGUUUUGGAGAGUGAACUACCCAUGCCUAGCACAUCAUCAGUUGAUGCUACGAAAAUGAUCCAAGGUACAUGGCGGAACAAUGGACCAGAAAUGAGCAUGUUGCGCAACUCAGUUUCUAGAGAAGCAGGAAAGCUUCCUGUUUCUCAGGUUCCUACCCCAUCCCAAUCACGUUUGCCUUUCAAGGAACAACAAUUGAAACAACUUAGGGCGCAGUGCCUUGUGUUUUUAGCAUUCAGAAAUGGUUUGAUGCCAAAGAAACUGCACCUUGAAAUUGCCCUGGGGAAUAAUUUUCCUAAAGAAGAGGGGCUUCGCAAAGAUGUUGAUCCUAGAGGUAUUUCUCAAUCUUUUAAUGAGGCCAGAAGUUCCAAUGAAGGAAUGAUGCCAUCUGGAAAAUUGGAUGCUGGAAGGGAAACAGGUAUGGUGGCCCCGGGUGCGGUAUCUGCUGGAAGAACCUUUGAAGCUGAUUCCAUGAAAGAUAUAGAUAAUAGGAGAGUGGAGGAAAAAAAGGUUACAUCUUCUGACUAUUCUGUUCAAGCAGAAGUAAGAAAGGCAGAGGCUGAAGGUAUGCGGGAAAAGACAACUGCUCAAACAUGCUUGAGCUCUGGAUCACAUCCGCCUGACUUUUCAGGUACAAGGGGGGUUUUAACUGCAAAUAAUCCUGUUGAAGAUUUGGAGAAUAGCAAUCUUCAAGCCACUGCUGCAGCGGGUAUAAGCAAGCCAUUGAACCCUGAAACAGUUGGCUGGACAGGAAUUGGAAGCACAAAUGAGAUUUCUAGGGUAAGUCUACCGGCGUUUGCUAGUCAGCAUGAGCUGGUAGUUGAUAGGAAGAAUGAUGUAUCUGCUCAGUUGCACAUUGUUCGGAACAAUAGUGGAUUGGGGAGUCAACAUAUUGAUAGUCAGUCUUCUUUUUCAAUGGGAGAACGGUGGAAGCCUAUCUCUGGGACAUAUGAUCAAUACCAUGCUGUCAUGCCCUCUAGAGAUGCUAGUGUGAUCCCAAAUAUUGCAUCUCAUGAUGAUAUGCAUGUGCCAGAAUCUGAAUCCAGAUGCAUCACAGAAGUGCAAAAAGUGGCAUCUAUUGAUGAAGGGAAAAAUGGCAGCCUAAAUACUAUGGAACAAGAAGACAAUGGUAAGUCAAUGCCAUCUGAUUUGCCGAUGUCUCCAAAGAACACCAUGUCAGAGAAAUGGAUAAUGGAUCGGCAGAAAAAGAAACUCCUAAAUGAGCAAAAUUGGUUACUGAAACAACAAAAAACUGAGAAACGUAUUAUCACCUGUUUUGAUAAGUUAAAGGAAACUGUCAGCUCGUCAGAAGAUAUAUCUGCAAAAACUAGAAGUGUUAUAGAAUUGAAAAAGCUUCAACUCUUGCAGCUUCAGCGCCGGCUCAGGAAUGAUUUUCUCAAUGAUUUCUUCAAACCAAUUUCAACUGAGAUGGACCGAUUGAAAUCUUUCAAGAAGCAUAAACAUGGUAGGAGGAUUAAACAACUUGAAAAAUUUGAGCAGAGAAUGAAGGAGGAGAGGCAGAAGAGAAUUCGGGAGAGGCAAAAGGAAUUCUUUGGUGAGAUAGAAGUUCACAAGGAAAGACUUGAUGACGUAUUUAAAGUUAAGAGAGAGAGGUGGAAGGGUUUCAAUAAGUAUGUUAAGGAGUUCCACAAAAGGAAGGAACGAAUUCAUCGUGAGAAGAUUGACAGAAUCCAGCGUGAGAAGAUCAAUCUUUUGAAGAUCAACGAUGUAGAGGGGUAUCUUCGAAUGGUGCAGGAUGCAAAAUCAGAUCGUGUUAAGCAACUUCUCAAGGAGACUGAAAAAUAUCUUCAAAAGCUUGGAUCCAAGCUUCAAGAGGCAAAGUCCAUGGCAAGCGAUAUGGAUGAUGGAGGAGCUGUGAAUGUUGCUGAAAAGAGUGAAGCUGCGAUUGAAAAUGAAGAUGAGGCAAAGCAUUAUUUAGAAAGUAACGAGAAGUACUACAUGAUGGCUCAUAGUGUUAAGGAAAGCAUAGCUGAGCAGCCUUCUUGUCUUCAGGGAGGAAAGUUGAGGGAGUAUCAGAUGAAUGGGCUUCGGUGGCUUGUUUCUCUGUAUAACAACCAUUUGAAUGGAAUUCUUGCCGAUGAAAUGGGGCUUGGAAAAACUGUUCAGGUAAUUUCCCUAAUCUGUUAUUUAAUGGAGACUAAAAAUGAUCGAGGUCCCUUUUUGGUGGUUGUGCCAUCAUCCGUUUUACCCGGAUGGGAGUCAGAGAUCAACUUCUGGGCCCCUAGUGUGCUUAAAAUCGUGUAUUCUGGGCCUCCAGAAGAGCGGCGUAAAUUAUUCAAAGAGAGAAUUGUUCAUCAGAAAUUUAAUGUACUACUGACCACAUACGAAUAUCUGAUGAACAAGCAUGAUAGGCCAAAACUGAGCAAGAUUCAUUGGCACUACAUCAUAAUUGAUGAAGGCCAUCGUAUAAAGAAUGCUUCCUGCAAAUUGAAUGCGGAUCUAAAGCACUAUCAGAGUUCUCACAGAUUACUCUUGACUGGAACACCACUACAGAACAAUCUUGAAGAGCUGUGGGCAUUACUAAACUUUUUGUUGCCAAAUAUUUUUAAUUCAUCAGAGGAUUUUUCACAGUGGUUCAACAAACCAUUUGAGAGUAAUGGUGAUAAUUCAGCUGACCAAGCUUUGCUUUCUGAAGAGGAGAAUCUUUUGAUCAUAAAUCGACUGCACCAAGUGCUUCGCCCGUUUGUUCUUCGGAGGCUUAAACACAAGGUGGAAAAUGAACUGCCAGAAAAGAUUGAAAGACUUGUAAGAUGUGAGGCUUCUGCAUAUCAGAAACUUUUGAUGAGGAGAGUAGAGGAUAACCUUGGUUCAAUAGGAAGCACAAAGGUCCGGUCAGUGCAUAAUUCAGUGAUGGAGCUGCGUAAUAUUUGCAAUCAUCCUUAUCUAAGCCAACUUCAUGCAGAGGAGGUUGAUAAUUUGAUACCUAAGCAUUACCUGCCACCCAUUGUUAGACUCUGUGGGAAGCUGGAGAUGUUAGAUAGAAUAUUACCAAAGCUAAAAGCAACUGAUCAUCGGGUUCUCUUCUUUUCCACCAUGACUAGACUGCUAGAUGUUAUGGAGGAAUAUCUUCAGUGGAAACAAUAUCGAUAUCUACGAUUGGAUGGACAUACGUCUGGGGGUGAUCGUGGUGCACUAAUUGAGUUAUUUAACCGGCAAAAUUCUCCCUACUUUAUAUUCCUUCUUAGCAUUCGAGCGGGUGGUGUGGGAGUGAAUCUCCAAGCUGCUGAUACAGUGAUUAUCUUCGACACAGACUGGAAUCCACAGGUUGAUCUACAAGCACAGGCUAGGGCUCAUAGAAUUGGGCAGAAGAGGGACGUACUUGUUCUUAGAUUUGAAACAGUUCAAACUGUAGAAGAACAAGUGAGAGCUGCUGCGGAGCAUAAACUAGGAGUGGCUAAUCAAAGUAUUACAGCUGGUUUUUUUGACAACAAUACAAGUGCUGAAGAUCGAAGAGAAUAUUUGGAAUCUCUUCUACGUGAGUGUAAGAAAGAAGAAGCUUCACCUGUACUAGAUGAUGAUGCUCUGAAUGAUCUCCUAGCACGCAGUGAGUCAGAGAUAGAUGUGUUUGAAACAGUUGACAAAGAACGGCAAGAGCAUGAGAUGGCGACAUGGAAGAAGCUGGUACUUGGCCAUGGAAUUUCUGAGCCUGUUCCUUCCAUCCCUUCACGUCUUGUAACAGAUGAUGACCUGAAAGUAUUCUACGAAACAAUGAAGAUAACUGAAGAAGUACCAAAAGCUGGGGAGGCUUCCCAUGCAGGGGUCAAGAGGAAGAGUGAAUAUCUUGGAAGCCUUGACACCCAACACUAUGGGAGGGGGAAGCGGGCAAGAGAGGUGCGAUCCUAUGAGGAACAGUGGACAGAAGAGGAAUUUGAAAAGAUGUGCAAGGUUGACUCCCCUGAAUCCCCUAGGUCAAAGGAAGCUGUGGCAGGAGAACCAUCGGCCAGUGUUAGUGGAUCAGUUGAAGCGGCUGUUUUGAAGACAGAAGAACCUGCUUCCUCUCCUCUGGCUCCUGCUCAGCCCUUGGCUCCUGUUCAGCCCUUGGCUCCUGUUCAGCCUUUGGCUCCUGUUCAGCCUAUGCCCCAGCAUCAAACACCACCUUCGAAGCGAGGUCGUGGAAGACCAAAAAGAUCAACUGUUGAUAAGCUGCCUGCUCCAGUGGUUCCUCUUCCAUCUCUUUCUAUAACAGCCAAAACGGAAACGGGGUUACAGGGGGAAACUAUUUCAAGCAUUUCUAAAACUGGCUGUCUUGAUUCUUUGCCUGGUCAAGGAAUAACUGGUCAAAUUGCUUCAGGGGCUGCUCCAAAUUCUCUGUUAACUACCCCAGUGCCUAGUAUUAUUCCUGCCUCUGAAUCAGCUCCAGCUUGCUCCCCUGCACCAAUUCAAGCGAAAGGUCAUGGUCGAAAAACUCAAACUGGACAAGAAGCUCCUCGGAGAAGGGGGAAAAAACAGGGGAUAGUACCACCUCCUGUUCCUUGCAGUCAAUCCUCCGAUUUAAGACAAGAUGACCUAUCGCCGGGUAAAUUGACAAAUCCAGUGGCAGGUCAAGUUAAUGUUGCAAGCGAAGUUGUUUCUAAUGCUUCUGCCACACAGCCUCCCACUUCUUUCCCUGGUUCUACCCCUUCAAAACCUGUCACUGGACCUAAUGAUCAACCUGCCAUUGGGGUUUCAUCAAAUUUGGAACCUAGUGCUGCUAUGCCUUCUGUGUCUUCUACAUCUCAAAUUGCCCCUAAUUUAAUUCCUAAACCUGUACAGCCCAGAGGACCAUAUCGGAAGACUCAAAGUGCUGCUGGAGCGCCACGACGUAGAGGAAAGAAACAGGCAGGACCAACUCCUGCAUUACCUAACACCAUGGCUGCUGCUAGUCUAAGCUCAAAUAUGAAUUUGCAAAAGAACCAUAUGGAUUCUUCUUCAAGUAAGGCUGUUGUCAGUCCUAAAGAAAAUAUAGUCAAUCAGGCAACCAAUAUUAUCUCUGAGCAAUUGCAUCAAAUCACUGGACCAGGUUUGGAAUCUUCUAAAUCAACAGAUAAUUCCAAUCAGGGCAAGGAGACAGUGAGCUUGUCAACUUCUGUUAGUACUGUGGGACCACAAGGGUGUACAGAACAAAGUCAAAAUACUGAACACUUGAGUAAGAGUACUGGUGCUGCCCAGGAUGCAACUAUAUCCAAUAACAUUGUGGAUGAGACUUUGAAGACCCAUAGUUUGCAAGACACACCUGCAGUUCCAGUAUGUGGUCCUCCAACCACCUCUUUAUCUAGUUCUGUUACUGUGGAGUUGAGUCCCAAAACUGUUAUAGAUGUUGCUCCAGAGACUGCUCCUAGUUCCCAGUCAAUCCAUUCAUUACCGUCAGUGGCUUCAACCUUGCAACCUGCCUCUCAAUCUCCGCCACCCGGAUUUGUGCAACCUAAACGGCAAGGUCGUAAGACUCCUAGAAACAGGGAUGAGCCCCCUCGACGUAGGGGUAGAAAACCGGCUGCAUUGGCCCCUGUAGUUCCUGACGGUGGUUCAGUUAGCAAGGAAGCUAAAGAUUUGAAUGUGCAUGUGCAACCAGCGCAAAUGGGGGAUUCAAGUAGUAAAGACACAUGUCUAAAAGGUAAAACUGGGACCGAGAAUCUAGAAUCAACCAGUGUUCAAAAUGUCGCAGGUGUGACCCAAAUUGUAGAUACUGUGCAUUCCCUGGGUCCAAAAAGAAAGGAGCAAGCACCCAAAACUGCUCAACACAAACAAUUGUUGGCAUCAUCAACAAAAAGUGAUGCUACUGGAACCUUGGACAGGACCACUAUAUCAGGCCGUUAUCAAACUGCAAACGUGAAUGAUGUUGCUCGAGUAAUGAAGGAGGUCUUCUCUGGAACUGGCUUGUCAAAAGCGAAAGUUGGAGAGUCUUCUGGGAAAGAAAGCAAGGAUGCCCCUGCAAUGCCUGUUUUGAGCAAGUCGUCUGUGGAGGUGAUCAGAAAUAAUCAGUCAGAGGCUACUUUAGCCACUGUUUUAAAUUCCAACAUUCCAGUUGGGGCUCAUGAACUAGAAUCUUCAGUUAGACCAGGUUCUGCAAAUGCUUCAGAAGAAUGCAUCAUUCCAACGAUCGACGAGGAAAAUUGUGCAAGUUCGAAGGCUAAUGCAGUAAAUAUAUUGGUUGAAUCAAGAGAAAUGUCUGCCGCAUGCUCAAUUGUGGCUAGUGGCUCUGGAAUUUCAUCAAAUUUCAACAAUGCUGACCAUAAUCCACCAGAAGGCUCAACUAUUUCCUCAAGUCUGGUUGAUUGUAAUUCAUCAAAAACUCCUAAGGUGACGGAUGAUGCAUUGAAAAGCGAAACAAAACCUGUUAGUGGGGAACUCUUAAAAUCUUCUCCUGAUAGAAGCAGCUAUGAAGUUCCCUCAUCUUUGAAUAACGAUGGUGCAAGUCACCCUGCUCCUACAUUGCCUGUUGCUUCUGAUAGCAGUCAUACAAAUAUGAUAACUGCCCCUUGUACGAAUCAGGAGAAUAAUGGCUGUCAAAGUCUCUCGGGUCAUCAUGAAAAUCUUGAUCAUUCAGGUAUUACAAGUUUUGAUGAGAGCUCUGAUGCACUCAUGUCAGGUGCUGAACCUGAUGUUCAAGGAUGCCUUUCUGUGGCUACCAUGGAUAUUGAGCGUAAGAAUAACGAAGUGAAUGAUGUCGCCCCUAUUCUUGAACAAAUGGAUCCUGCCACAAAGCAGGAUGUUGACAUUGUGCUGGGGAAGUCUAGUGGCAGUGUAGAUCAUGCUGACACAGGUGCAUCUGAUAUGGUGAAGGAAGCAUCGGGAAAUAAAUUAGAGCUUGCUUCAGAAGGGUUGCCGAAUUUUCCUUCAUCUGAUGAUGGAAAUGCUAAAGUCCAAGAAGUUUGUGCUGGAAGUCCUGACGAUUCAAAUAUAGCUAAAUCCAAUAGAGGCUCUCUGGAGUUCGAUCUGGUACCCCCUAGAGUUGACGCUGCAGAAUGCUUUAUCAAAACUGAUGUUGAAGAACAGAAAGCACCAGAGUUAAAUACCAGUAGUAAGUGCAUCUUGGAGGAAAAUUUGAAUGUUCCAGAAAAGAAAGAAAAAGUAAUGGAAAACAAUGCUGAAUUUGGUGAGCCUAAAGAUGUUCCCGAGCCAAUUGCUCCGACCCAGGAUAAUGAAGACAAUAAGGGUGACAACCAUGAUGCAUGUCUCAUGGAUGUGGAUGUCUCCAGGAAUGAUGAUUUAGAUGAAUCAGAUGCUGGUGGACUAAUCCCUGCUGAUACUUCACCUUCAACAUCAGUGAGACCAAAUGAAUCUAAAAGUUCUGAUGCAAUUGUUCAAACGGACAUGUCUGAUGGAGAACAUGUGCCAGAAGAUACAACGGCUACCAAGGUUCUGCCGUCAUCUUCACAGGAAGGGGUAGAAAAUUGUUCUUUCACGUCUGUGGUAGAUCAAGUUGAUAGUUUAGGGAAGUUGGAGGAACCCAAAAAUAUUGGAGUUAGUGCUAAUCUUCAAGUGAUUGUGUCUCAGGAUGAUGUGAUUUCAGAAAACCUUGUGCGUGAAGAUUCAAAUGAUACAUCCAUUGCACUACAGGAAGGGAAGAUUGAGGGAUCUGGUGAGAUAAAUCGAGGGUCUCCUAGUGAAGAAAGGCAAUCUGAUCCUCAAGUUGAAGAGGUUCUUGUUGAUCGAAUCGAAGAAGAUAAAUCAGGAAAUUUGGCCCAACCACUUUCUUCGACAGAAGUUAAGGAAAUAAAUAUGAUGGUGUUACCCACAAGUUUAGAUAAUUCAGGUGAUCAAACUGAUUUACCUGAAUCCUCAUCCACGAUGACAGACAGAGAAAUUAUUGGGAAUUCUUGCAAGGAUGAUUUGCAGGAGUGCACAGUCACGGAUUCAAUAAAAACUCUCCAGGAUAGUAGAGAAUUACCAAAAGAGUUAUCACAAGUUUCGGCUGUGUUUGCUUCAACCAACAGCAACGAGGAGUCGCCUCAAUUGGAUCCCCCUCAAUUGGAUCCCCUUAGCUCCCCAGUCUCUCUGGAGCGACCAAGUGAUAAUCCAAUGAGUAGUGACCAUAUGGUUGCAACACAUGAUAACAUUGUUUUGUCUGAAAAUGUGUCAUCUGUUUUGUUAGUUAGUGAAGAAAACAAGCGUCAAAGUUCCUCUGAGAAAUCCUUAUCUGAUAGUGCAGAGCCGUUGGAGGAUUGCAAAGAUUCUGAUAAUAGCAGCGACAGAUUGGUCAUUACUCAAGUCAACAAGGAACAGCUUUUAAGCAUCUCCGAAAACCUCGUCUCCGUGGAUUCUUCCAAUCAUAUGGAAGUUUCCACUAGUGAUCAGAUUAAUGUUCCUCAAACUGAGGAGUCUGUUCCCGUAAAUCCAGUUGAUACCUUAAACCAGCCCCUACCUUCUACAAGUACUAUGGAAGAAGAUAAGUCCGAAACCUCAUUUGAUAGUGGACUAAUUGCUGUCCCCCUGCUGCUGACAGAUGUUUUGCAGACUGAAACAGAACCAAUGGACACUUCUCAACCUGGUGGUAUUUUAGAAGAUGCAUCAGGAGAAACAAUUUUGCCUUCAUCUUCUUUGUUGGAAGAGGUGGGGGAGCCUUCUCUAGACAAGGCUGUAACAGCCAGUCCAUCCUCUCUACCUGUUGAAAAUGAAAGUAUGGAACGCUCACCAGUUUCGAGCCCGGCUGAUAAUGCCAUUGCAGUUGUAGAAACAGUUGUAUGUGAUGAAGCUAAUGUAUCCACGGAAAAUGAAAGGUGCCCACCGGCAGAUUGUGCCGGAGAUUUAGAAAUGGCCAUAUGCAACGAAGCUGAUGUUCCACCAGUCAGUGACACGGUGCAGGAUCCGGCCAAUAGUGUCACUUCAGUAGAAUUAGCCAUACGUGAUGAAGUUGAUGUUCCUCCAGUUUGUGACUCGGCAAACGCUCCAGCUGAUACCUCUACGAUAUGUGAUCAAGCUGACGCAGCUCCUCCAGCUGAUACCUCUACCAUAUGUGAUCAAGCGGACGCAGCUCCUCCAGCUGAUACCUCUACCAUAUGUGAUCAAGCAGAUGCAGCUCCUCCAGCUUCCGAGUUAAAACAGGAUCCAGUUGAUAGCACCCUGGCAUGUGAUCAAGCGGAUGUUUCUCCAGUUUCUGACUCGCUGCCAGAAAAUAAGUCUCCAAAUUUGGACCUGCCUCCUGGAUCUCCACCAGUGAAGGAUGAAAUAACUGUCGAAACCCAGGAGCGGUCACCGGAGGAAACUCCAGUUGACAAAAGUUCAGUUGAAUCCGAAACAGAGGAUCCAAAGCAAAGUGAAUGAAUGUAGAAAUCUUCUGUAAAUUUUUUUUGUAUUCCCCUGGUAUCCAAGUUUUUAACCCCACCGGGGAAAUUGUAGCUUCAAUUUAUAGGAACCUCUACUAUCAUUUUGUAUGUAUAUAUAUAUACACACACCAAUUAUGGCUUAGGUUACCUUUCUAUAUAAUUAAUUAUUCAUGGCAGAUUUAUGGUUCUCUUGAGAACCAAACAUUGUACUGAACAAUCAAACCUCAUUCUCAUAACCUCUUUAUUUCAGGAAUUAAAUAUUGAUGCAUUAAAAAAAUUCUCAUUAGUAA
This is a messenger RNA of Cucumis sativus (cucumber), 10595 nucleotides long. Its product is annotated as chromatin structure-remodeling complex protein SYD. Gene Ontology annotation, cellular component: nucleus. NCBI's taxonomy places the organism in Eukaryota, Viridiplantae, Streptophyta, Magnoliopsida, Cucurbitales, Cucurbitaceae. Gene Ontology annotation, biological process: positive regulation of transcription by RNA polymerase II. The record is from RefSeq and is a predicted model, not a curated record. Bases 221 to 10303 code for a protein of 3360 amino acids. Gene Ontology annotation, molecular function: ATP binding; histone binding; DNA binding. The transcript is spliced from 35 exons.